CCUCCACACAAAAGUUUAGUUUGAAAUAACUGCCACCACAAAGGCUGUCACGCAUUGGGACUGAGGUCAUAAUAAAGAGGUUUAUUUAAAUCUGAAAGCAUUACUAUUUUCCCCAGCCUAAGAUGUUGGUUGCCAUCAUAUAAAUCCUCCUUUCUAAUAAAAAAAUGACAUUUCAGAACCAAAUAGUGCUAUACACAUGAAUAGUCAGAACUUAACUGGUUUAUGUGCAGAGUAAUGAAAGCUAGUUUUACCAGAAAAGUAAAUUUUGAAUUGUGUCUCCUGUCUGACUGUAUUCUUUUGUCAUCCUCUAGUCCACCCACAAAUGAAUUAUCAGGAGUGAACCCAAAGGCACGUAUGAAUGAAAGUCCCCAUCCAGAUGAGCUGACGGCAGUCAUCAUUGAUGGAGGAGGCAUCAAGGACAUUCCACAGACAAAUGAAUUUAAAGGAGCAACCGAGGAGGCACCUGGGAAAGAAAGUCCCCAUCCAGAUGAGCUGACGGCAGUCAUCAUUGAUGGAGGAGGCAUCAAGGACAUUCCACAGACAAAUGAAUUUAAAGGAGCAAUCGAGGAGGCACCUGGGAAAGAAAUCCCACACACAAGUGAAUUUAAAGGAGCAGCCCUGGUGUCACCUAUCAGUGAAAGUAUGUUAGAACGACUUUCCAAGUUUGAAGUUGAAGAUGCUGAAAAUGUUGCUUCAUAUGAAUGGACACAUUUAGUUCGACUUCUACGACUUAUUAUUCUGAUAAGAAUUUUUCAUCUGGCUCAUCAAAAAAGACAACUUGAAAAGCUGAUGAGAAGGCUGGUUUCAGAAAACAAAAGCCGAUACACAAGGGGUGGAUUUGACCUAGACCUCACUUACAUUACAGAACGUAUUAUUGCUAUGUCAUUUCCAUCUUCUGGAAGGCAGUCUUUCUAUAGAAAUCCAAUCGAGGAAGUUGUGCGGUUUCUAGACAAGAAGCAUCCAAACCACUAUCGAGUGUACAAUCUAUGCAGUGAAAGAGCUUAUGAUCCUAAGCACUUCCAUAAUAGGGUCGGUAGAAUCAUGAUUGAUGAUCAUAAUGUCCCCACUCUACAUGAGAUGGUGGUUUUCACCAAGGAAGUAAAGGAGUGGAUGGCUCAAGAUCUUGAAAACAUCGUAGUGAUUCACUGUAAUGGAGGCAAAGGAAGAACCGGCACUAUGGUUUGCGCUUUCCUUAUUGCCUCUGAAAUAUUUUUAACUGCAGAGGAAAGCCUGUAUUAUUUUGGAGAAAGGCGAACAGAUAAAACCCACAGCAGUAAAUUUCAGGGAGUAGAAACUCCUUCUCAAAAUAGAUAUGUUGGAUAUUUUGCACAAGUGAAACAUCUCUACAACUGGAAUCUCCCUCCAAGACGGAUACUCUUUAUAAAAAGAUUCAUUAUUUAUUCUUUUUGUGGUGAUGUAUGUGAUCUAAAAUUCCAAAUAGUAAUGGAGAAAAAGGUUGUCUUUUCCAGUACUUCAUUAGGAAAUUGUUCGAUACUGCAUGACAUUGAAACAGCCGGCAUAUUAAUUAAUGUAUAUGACAGUCCACCUCUGUAUGAUGAUGUGAAAGUGCAAUUUUUCUCUUCGAAUCUUCCUAAAUACUAUGACAAUUGUUCAUUUUUCUUCUGGUUCAACACAUCUUUUAUUCAAAAUAACAGGCUUUAUCUACCAAGAAAUGAAUUGGAUAAUCCACAUAAACAAAAAGCAUGGAAAAUUUAUCUGCCAGAAUUUGCGGUGGAGAUACUUUUUGGUGAGAAAUGACUAACAAUGACAUUGUAGCUGGAUCUGAUUAAGUAUAGUUCCCCCUUCCCCUUCUGGGAAAGAAUUAUGUUCUUUCCAACCCUGCCACAUAUUCAUAUAUCCUAAAUCUUCCUUGAUGAUCUAUCUAUAUUUAUAUAUGUUCUUCAUAAAUCUAUUAAAUAUAUAUAUAGAUAAAAUA
This is a messenger RNA of Symphalangus syndactylus (siamang), 1936 nucleotides long. RefSeq names its product phosphatidylinositol 3,4,5-trisphosphate 3-phosphatase TPTE2. Gene Ontology annotation, biological process: transmembrane transport; dephosphorylation; monoatomic ion transport. Gene Ontology annotation, molecular function: monoatomic ion channel activity; phosphatidylinositol-3,4,5-trisphosphate 3-phosphatase activity. NCBI's taxonomy places the organism in Eukaryota, Metazoa, Chordata, Mammalia, Primates, Hylobatidae. The record is from RefSeq and is a predicted model, not a curated record. Gene Ontology annotation, cellular component: cytosol; membrane.